Messenger RNA from Psammomys obesus (fat sand rat), 9332 nucleotides. RefSeq names its product RAS protein activator like 2 (gene Rasal2). The transcript has 17 exons. Lineage: Eukaryota; Metazoa; Chordata; Mammalia; Rodentia; Muridae. Gene Ontology annotation, biological process: regulation of GTPase activity. The coding region runs from base 319 to 3633 and encodes 1104 amino acids. The record is from RefSeq and is a predicted model, not a curated record.
AAAGGACCACCCACCCAUCGUCUAUCUUGUGGCCAGUCACCAUACACUGAGACAACAUCAUGGGAGAGGAAGUACUGCAUCCUUACAGACAGUCAGUUAGUGCUGCUCAAUAAGGAGAAGGAGAUACCUGUGGAAGGACAGGAGCAGCAGACAGAUUCCACCAAAGGGCGAUGCCUGAGAAGAACUGUCAGUGUCCCUUCAGAGGGUCAGUUUCCGGAGUACCCACCAGAGGGCACCGCUAAACUAGAGGUGCCAGCAGAAAGGUCCCCCCGCAGACGGAGUAUAUCAGGGACCAGCACAUCAGAGAAACCCAACUCCAUGGACACUGCGAAUACCUCCCCUUUCAAAGUCCCGGGGUUCUUCAGCAAGCGCCUGAAAGGUUCCAUCAAGAGGACCAAAAGCCAGUCGAAGCUUGACAGAAACACAAGCUUUCGACUUCCAUCCCUUCGAAAUGCAGAUGACAGGUCUCGUGGUCUGCCUAAACUGAAAGAGUCUCGUUCACACGAGUCCCUGCUGAGCCCGUGCAGUGCAGUGGAAUGUCUAGACCUUGGUAGAGGGGAGCCAGUGGCAGUGAAACCACUCCAUAGUAGCAUCCUUGGACAAGACUUCUGCUUUGAGGUCACCUACUUAAGUGGAAGUAAAUGCUUUAGCUGUAACUCUGCCUCAGAGAGAGAUAAGUGGAUGGAAAACCUUCGAAGGACAGUUCAGCCAAAUAAGGACAAUUGUAGACGAGCUGAAAAUGUUCUUCGUUUAUGGAUCAUUGAAGCCAAGGACCUUGCCCCUAAAAAAAAAUAUUUCUGCGAACUGUGCCUUGAUGAUACCCUCUUUGCUCGUACAACCAGCAAGACCAAAGCAGACAAUAUUUUCUGGGGUGAACAUUUUGAAUUCUAUAGCCUUCCACCUCUUCAUAGCAUCACAGUUCACAUUUAUAAGGAUGUGGAAAAAAAGAAAAAAAAGGACAAGAAUAAUUAUGUAGGGCUAGUCAACAUCCCCACUGCCAGUGUGACUGGUCGCCAGUUUGUAGAAAAGUGGUACCCCGUGAGUACACCCACACCCAACAAGGGAAAGACAGGAGGACCUUCUAUCCGGAUUAAGUCACGUUUCCAAACUAUCACCAUUCUGCCUAUGGAACAAUACAAAGAAUUUGCAGAAUUCAUCACCAGCAACUACACCAUGCUGUGUUCUGUCCUUGAGCCAGUAAUUAGUGUGAGGAAUAAAGAGGAAUUGGCUUGUGCCUUAGUACACAUUCUUCAAAGUACUGGCAGAGCCAAGGAUUUUUUGACUGACUUGGUGAUGUCAGAGGUGGAUCGUUGUGGAGAGCAUGAUGUCUUGAUCUUCAGAGAAAACACCAUUGCCACUAAAUCCAUUGAGGAAUACCUCAAGUUGGUGGGACAGCAGUACCUUCAUGAUGCGCUGGGGGAAUUCAUCAAAGCAUUGUAUGAAUCAGAUGAGAACUGUGAAGUGGACCCCAGCAAGUGUUCCUCUAGUGAGCUAAUGGAUCAUCAGAGCAACCUGAAAAUGUGCUGUGAGUUGGCUUUCUGCAAGAUCAUCAAUUCUUACUGUGUCUUCCCUCGUGAGUUGAAAGAAGUGUUUGCAUCAUGGAAGCAGCAGUGCCUGAACCGAGGCAAGCAAGACAUCAGUGAGCGGCUCAUUAGUGCCUCAUUGUUUCUCCGUUUUCUUUGCCCAGCCAUUAUGUCUCCCAGUCUUUUCAACCUGAUGCAGGAGUAUCCUGAUGACCGUACAUCUCGGACGCUAACUCUUAUUGCCAAGGUCAUUCAGAACCUGGCCAACUUUGCCAAGUUUGGUAACAAAGAGGAAUACAUGGCAUUCAUGAAUGAUUUUUUAGAACAUGAAUGGGGUGGAAUGAAGCGGUUCCUUUUGGAGAUCUCUAAUCCAGACACCAUCUCAAACACCCCAGGCUUUGAUGGUUACAUUGAUCUGGGCAGAGAGCUGUCAGUUUUGCAUUCCUUACUAUGGGAAGUAGUUUCCCAACUUGAUAAGGCAACUGUGGCAAAAUUGGGGCCUCUCCCUCGUGUUCUUGCUGAUAUUACCAAGUCUCUGACUAACCCUACGCCAAUACAGCAGCAACUGAGACGCUUCGCUGAACACAGCUCCAGUCCAAAUGUCAGUGGAAGCCUCUCCUCUGGGCUGCAGAAAAUUUUUGAAGACCCCACUGACAGUGAUUUGCACAAACUAAAAUCUCCAAGCCAGGAUAACACAGACAGCUAUUUCAGAGGGAAAACAUUAUUGUUGGUUCAGCAAGCCUCCUCCCAGAGCAUGACUUACUCUGAAAAGGAUGAAAAGGAAAGCAGCCUUCCUAACGGUCGGAGCAUCUCCCUCAUGGACCUUCAGGACACUCAUGCUUCUCAAGUGGAGCAUGCAUCUGUCAUGCUUGAUGUGCCUAUGCGCCUCACAGGGAGUCAGCUUUCUAUAACCCAGGUGGCUAGCAUCAAACAACUUCGGGAAACCCAGAGCACUCCCCAGAGUGCACCUCAAGUGAGAAGACCCCUGCAUCCAGCCUUGAGCCAGCCAGGAAAUCUCCAGCCCUUGUCAUUCCAGAAUCCUGUCUAUCACCUCAAUAACCCAGUUCCAGCAAUGCCAAAGGCCUCUGUAGAUUCCAGUUUGGAGAACCUAAGCACUGCCAGUUCUAGAAGCCAAAGCAAUAGUGAAGACUUCAAACUCAGUGGACCCAGCAAUAGCAGCAUGGAAGAUUUCACCAAAAGAAGUUCGCACAGUGAAGACUUUUCCAGGCGGCACACUGUACCAGACAGACACAUACCUCUGGCUCUGCCACGACAAAAUAGUACUGGGCAGUCCCAAAUCCGAAAAAUGGACCAGGCUGGGUUAGGUGCCCGAGCCAAAGCACCCCCAUCCCUGCCACACAGUGCUUCUUUACGGAGCACAGGGAGCAUGUCGGUGGCAUCUGCGGCCCUGAUGGCUGAACCUGUGCAGAAUGGGAGCAGAUCCAGGCAGCAGUCCUCCUCCUCCAGAGAAAGCCCUGUUCCCAAAGUGAGAGCCAUCCAGAGACAGCAAACACAACAGGUUCAAUCACCUGUGGACUCGGCCACAAUGUCCCCAGUAGAAAGGACAGCAGCCUGGGUUCUGAACAAUGGACAGUAUGAAGAGGAUGUGGAAGAAUCUGAACAGAAUCAAGACGAAGCCAAGCAUGCUGAGAAGUAUGAACAAGAAAUUAGCAAACUGAAGGAGCGCCUGCGAGUGUCCAGCCGGAGGCUGGAGGAGUACGAGCGCCGGCUGCUGGUACAGGAGCAGCAGAUGCAGAAGCUGCUGCUGGAGUACAAGGCCCGGCUGGAGGACAGUGAGGAGCGGCUGCGCAGACAGCAGGAGGAGAAGGACAGCCAGAUGAAAAGCAUCAUCAGCAGGCUAAUGGCUGUGGAAGAGGAAUUAAAGAAGGAUCAUGCUGAGAUGCAAGCAGUUAUUGAUGCAAAGCAGAAAAUAAUUGAUGCACAGGAAAAGCGGAUCGUGUCUCUGGAUUCAGCCAACACUAGACUGAUGAGUGCGCUGACGCAAGUGAAGGAACGGUACAGCACGCAGAUCCGCAAUGGCAUCUCUCCCCCCAACCCCACCAAGCUUUCCAUCACAGAGAAUGGUGAAUUCAAAAACAGCAGCUGCUGAGGGAGGGCCUUGCUGAAUGCAGGCUCUGGGAGGAGACAGAAGGAGGUUGCCCAGCUCUCCUGUCCUCAUCCGUUUACCCCUCCAGGUUUACAGAAUGUUGCUUCAAAUGGCAAUGUGGUGAGAAACUCUUAAAUGAAGAAAGGAACCUUGUCUUUCAGGGCAUAAAGCAAAGACUUUCAAGGUCAAUGCUUUCCCCAGUGUCUCUAUGUACAUAGGGAACUUAGUUCUGGGCCAUGUACAGAAAUAUCACUGUAAUAUACCAAAAGGAAGUCAAUAAUGUAGAUUACCUUUUUAAUUAUUACUAUUUUAUUAUUGUUUUUCUCUUGUUGAAAGCACUGCAGUUGUUAGUGGAGGAAAAGUAGGAGCAAAGUGUGAGUGAGAAAUGAGCCUGUUGGUUCAGUAGGUAGAGACUCUACGUAUUGAAUAGGAGUACAUGGAGUGCAAUAGGACCUUGUCAGAUUUUUUUUUUUUUUCGGGGAUUUAUCUGCCAGUUUAAAAGCCCCACCCUAGAUCCAUACUGAUGCCACUAGUCAACCAAGAUGGUUCUAUCAGACAGUAAUGUGAUUCGGAGAGUUGCUGUUUCAGAGGACACAGAUAAAAGUGGUAGAUUAUACCAAAACUAGACUAGAAAUUUUAUUUCUUUUAACUCCUAUCAGCAUGUUUAUUUACUCCAUCUGCAGCAGUGGGAGUUUUCUCUUUUAGAUAUGAGACUUUUUGAUUUUUACUCCUACUCUUUUUUUCUCUUUAGAAUUGACAGAACUAUAAAUAUUUGUGUCUCUGUCUACCAUCUCCACUUUCACAUGUCCAUUGCCCUUUUCUCCCCAUCCUGGGAGUGGUCAGCACCAACAGGGCUUCCUCUCCGCUGGAGAGCUCAUUCAAGUAUGCCACUCGUAAGCCAUCUGAAUAAACACCCUUUCUUCCUCACAGAAAAGGGCUAACUACAACAGAGCAGGAAUCUCUCACUAUUUCCCACUAAAUUUUUUCUUCCUAUUUGUCAGUUGUAUUUUUCCUUAGGAGAAAGAUUUUUAUCCACUAUACUAACAAAUCUGUGGGCAGGGUGAUUUCAUCACUACCUUUAAGAUUUAAGUUGCUUCUCUUUCUAUUUAUCCUCUCCAUAAAAUUUGGGAAGCUGUCUAAAACUGAAUAAUCUCCCUUUAAAAAUCAUGAUUAAUCUUGAUAGAGAGAACCAGAGUAUGAGGAUGGCACAUUCCAGUUGUUAUUCCACAUUCAUGGUAGACUCUGCAAGAAUGACCCAGCUUAUCGUUAAUGGCUUUAAGAAAAUUCAUGUUUUUCUCCAGAGUGUGACAUAUCUGCAAUGCAGGCUUGAUUGCCAGAGGUAUGGAAAGUUAGCUGCAGGUUAAACAAAUAUUAUAUAUAUAUAUAAAUAUAUACAUAUAUUCACACAUAUGUACAUAUAAUGUGCACAUCAAAAAUGUUCUUACCUUCUAUGCUGUCAGAUAUACAGAGAUAAAUGUUAAAAAGGGUCUUAAAUCUCUUUAAGCAAGAUUUACACCGUUUUAUGUUGAAAAAAAAUUUUCUCAAAUAAGUUAAUGUUUUGUUUUGUCUUUUAAGUUAUAAACUUUAAAAAAAAUAUUAAGUUAAGGAUGCAGGGGGAGACAUAACGGAGCCAUGUGCAUGGUGUAUGUGUUUCUGCCUAACAGAAUACUCAUAAGGAAACAAGAGAACAUAUAUAGUACCCUGUUUGUUUAAAGCCCAGGCAUAGGUACCAAGCCCUCCUUCCCACCAAGUCCCAGGCAUGCAUUCCAAGGCUCACUUGCUCCUCAGUUGACUUUUGGGUCAGACCUUGCUUUUCAGCCACCUCACCAGCACUCUCUACCUACAACCAAUGAAAGGGUUUCUUCAUAAUAGCCCCCUGAAAACAGGAGCAUCCCACUGUGCUUAGAACUGUAAGCUUCAUACCCAUUUGAGUGUUCUGACCCUUAGCAGUUAUUUUACAGUCUUAUCUCUUCCCUCCAAGUCAAGGUCACAAUUACUUACUAAGAAGGUUAUUGAUUUCUGCAGCAAUACCCUGUAUUGAGUGAGGGGAGGAAUGUAAACAUAGAUCUUUAAAUGUUUAUUGCUUAGCAAUGUUUCCAUCAUUCUUCAAAAACCUUCAGGAGCACCACAGAAAACCUAGUCUAAUUAUUAGUCUCAGUGGCCUGCAGUAUGUAAUGUGGGUAAUGUCGUGCUUUAAGGUUGAGAAGGUCUUCAAGUGCUGAUUGCAGAUUACAGAGAGCUGGUCAAAUAAGUGUAUUGAUGAAUAAAGUAUAAUUUAACAUUGUGGGACCUUCUUAGAGAGCCUGUCUGCGUUGCAAGAUUGAAUAUCCAAAACAUUUGGACAUAUUAUAAAUCGUGUGUGUUAUCAUAAUUGAAAAGAUAAAAGUAAAAUUAUAACAAUAGUAAGAGAAUUAGAGAUUGAAAGUUCAGCAUCGUUGCCAGAUAUUAAAUCUUAGAUUAUCCUUUGAGCCUACUCAUCUUUUUAGCCUAUCAGAAAUAUUAUUCUGAGCUGGGGUGUAGCCCAGGUGACAGAAUGCCAGCCUAGCAUACAAGAGGCCCUGGGUUCAAAUCCCCGGCACAGCAUGAACUAGGAUGGUGGCACAGAGGCCUGCAAUCCCAGCACUCCAGGGAUGGGAGUAGGAAGAUCAGGAGCUCCAGGUCAUCCUCUGCCUCAGACGUUUCCUGGCCUGAGCUACUUGAGACCCUGUCUCAAAAUGGUAACAAAAUAUUUUUUGAAUAUUUUUAGAGAAUGUUGCAAUCCUGUGACAUUUAUUUUUAAUUUUUUGAGUAUAGAAGAGAACAACAGCAGGUAUUUUCCAUGGUGUUUCUUUACCUCAAAUAGGUUUCUUUACCCUGAACAAAAGUCGUUUUGUUUUGCUGCGAGGAAAUGUGUGAUUUUUAAAAAGCUGAUGGGUUAAAAUAGCUGCAUCUUGUGAUCCCUGUUUUUGUCAGCACAUUCUAGGGUGAGACUAGCCCAGGGUUGGGGAAAUUUGGUGUUCAGGUGAAGUGCUUGCAAAGCUUUUAUCCAGGUGAGGGGGACCUGACCAUUAACAAGGGUAACUUCAUAGGACCAGAGAAGGGGCUUCCUAUUUCCCUCCAGCAUUACUGGAGCAAUAAAACCAGAACAGCAAAAGGUCACAUUCCCAUGAGAAUCACAUCUCUUCAGCAUCUGUUCCCUAUGUGCUGUUUGGCCUGGGCACUCCUGCUUGGCGUGGAAAGUGAGGUGGUUGUGCUGCUCUAGUUUUUCUUGCUUUUUCACCUAGUAUCAGUGUUCUCACUGGUCUGCUUCCAUCCUCUGCCAUGGUGUUGGACAGCAAAGAAAAUGUGAGCAUUUCUAAGACUGAGUAAACAGUGAGUGUACACACUGGGGCUGAGCAUGAUGUCAGAAGCAGUUUGUCCUUUCCUACUGCACCUGUGGCUUUUGUCUGGGUUGGCAGCUCUCCAGAGCCCCAGUGUGUAUCCUCAGGUACAGCCCUGAGGCAGCAGGGGAGUUUGUUUUUGUUGUUGUUGUUAUUGUAAUUUUAAGUCCCAGAGGACACCUGCCAACAAGUGGGUGUAUGUUAGCGUUUGCUUGGAUUCCACCCAGAUUCCUCCAGGUACAGUUCCCGAGAAGGCCUGUUAAGGGACUGAGCUGGGGAAAGCAGCCCUCCUCAGGAUUAUGCUGUCUCCUCAUUCAGGAGACUGACUAAGCCCCAGGCUGGACCAUCAACUAGCCAUGGCGCUGCAAACUCAGCAACUCCAGAGCCCAGGCCUCAGCUUUACUUCAUUUUUACCCACUUUGGGGGCCACCUUCUGCUACAAAUUGAGCAGAUUCAAGGGACAUUCUGCUCUGUAUUCCUUGGCUUUUUCAAGUCAGUUAAAAAGUUAACCUUUCCACCCCACACCUGGGAUACCUUUCUGCAUUAUUAUUAUUAUUAUUACUAUUUUGCAGGACUUACACUUUUUUGGUUUACUUUGGUUUUUCGAGAUGGGGUUUCUCUGUAGCCCCGGCUGUCCUGAAUUUACUUUGUAGACCAGGCUAGCCUCAAACUCACAGAGAUCCACCUGUCUCUGCCUCCCUGAGAGCUGGGAUUACAGGCAUGUGCCACCUUACCUGUUCCAUGUUUGUUUCUUAAAAGCAAAUAAUGUUGAAUUUUUAAGUUCUUUUUGUUGUUGUUUUUGUGUUUUUGAUACAGGGUUUCUCUGUGUAGCCUUGGCUGUCCAGAUUCACUUUGUAGACCAGGCUGGCCUCAGAUUCACAGAGAGCCACCUGGAAGUUUCAAGUUCUUAAGUACAAGCUCAUUUUAUAUUUUAAUACUUGUUAUUGUUCUAGGGCAUUCUCUUGUCACUGACCCCUCUAGAAAAGCUCUUGAGCUUUGAAAAGACCAGGGUGAUAAAAAUUUGCAUAAGAAAGAAUAAAUUUCUUUCAGAAAGAUCCUGAGGAAGCUACAUGAUCCAGUGGUCUUGGUUGCUCAGAAGUUCAAACAAACCAGUAGAGUUGCAUCCCCUGGCUCCUCCUAAGAUAUAUAUAUAUAUGGAAAGGAGCUCCUGAGACAACAUGUGGGUGCUUACAGAAACACAGCUCUUAGGGCAGCCCUCUAAAAAAACAAUGUUCAUCCAGUUUAUACAGUAAUUCCCAGACUUUCGUGAGGUGUUUUUGUUUUGUUUUGUUUUGUUAGCUUUAGAUUUUAUAACAUUCUAUUCUCUUUGAAAUGUACUAUAUGUGUUAUAUGUAUAUAUAAGUUAAAGUGACUUGAACUCGGUUUGGCACAGGCUUGAGAACUAGCAUCAUUGUCGGUAGUGCAGAGCAUAUAGAGCUGCUGGUGAUGGUCACCAUCUAAGAACGCAUUACAGAACAUAGUUAACUCGGCAGUUAACGCUCAGAUGCCUGAGCAACAGCCCAGCUGGCCGUGGUGAAUGCAGCAAGCCACCCAAGGAGAGGACAGGGGACCUGUGACCCCGUGUUUCAGCACAGAUUUUACUUUUCUACUCUGUUAUCUUUUAUCAGAUGCCCUCAUUAUUCCCUAAAAAGUCUUGGAAAUGAAAACCAGACUGAACUGUUGGUGCAGUGACAUUUCCACAGCUGUGUUUUAGGGGUCGCCAUCCUCUGUGUGUGGUGCAAGUGUUUAAAUAUAAAUAACAUGGAUAUGUCAUUUCCAAACCCACAAGGGGAAAAUUACCAUUUUCCAGUUUACUAAAAGGUUAAAUGCUAGUUAACUCAAUGACCACUAUCUGCAGAGAAGCUAAAACAAGUAGCAAACGUUGGGUGUGACUGGUGCUUGGAUAUUUCUUAGCUGUAUUAGAUUAACUCAAACAAACAGCAGCAUACUUACCUGGGUCACAACUGGGAGGAAUUUAUCUUCCAAAUUUAAUUUUAUUUUUCAUCUCCAGGGCCUUAAUAAGAGUGUGUUAAUACACAUGACUAUUUUACAGAUAGUUCAAAAUAAUUUAUUUUUUAUUUCAAGAAAGAGAAAUUCACCUUAGAAGAACAAAACCCAAGAUUUGAUUUUAUUUUUAAAGCCAUAUUUUUGUGCUUUGUAGCACUUAGAUUGUUCCAUAUGUGAUCCAUAUCUGCAUUUCAUUACCUGGGUUCUAAAAAAGAUUUAUUUUUGUUCUGUGAAUAAUUUUUGACAGUUCUUGUACAUGUACAGAUACAGAUACUGUUUGAGGUCUUUUAUUGAUAUUCCUACAAAAAUUCAAAUAAACUUUAACUUUAAACAUUU